Messenger RNA from Aspergillus calidoustus, 1689 nucleotides. The record is from the annotation of a GenBank genome assembly. NCBI's taxonomy places the organism in Eukaryota, Fungi, Ascomycota, Eurotiomycetes, Eurotiales, Aspergillaceae.
AUGCCUCUCGGUAUCUUGGAUGUGAAAGAGCGCCAGGUUCCAGGCACCGUCGAUAUUCUUGAGAAUGAACGCACCGAUGACCAGCCUCCUGUCUACCACUCACAUCUCAAGUACGAUCGCUCAGGGUCGGUUCCAAUACUUCUUGUUCCCCAGCCAAGCGAUGACCCAAACGAUCCCUUGAAUUGGCCGUUAUGGAAACGCGACUUGACCCUCUUCGCUCUUUCUCUCGUGGCCGUUUUUUGCGCGACAACCAGCUCCGUCAUGGCAGCCAAUACCGUGACUCUUUCGCGGUACUAUAGGAAGAGUUUCAUGUCCGUGGCUCUGCUGACCGGAUACCACCUCUGUGGAACGGGUAUCGCUGGAAUCCUCAUUGUACCGACGGCGCGAGUAUGGGGCAAGCGUCAUCUCUUCGUUCUUGGACACGUGUUGAUGGUGAUAAGCUGUGCAUGGGCUGGGGGUAGUGGUAAGAGCUACCAGAGUCUCUUGUGGUCUCGCAUCUUCCAAGGUGUUGCAUUGGCACCGUUCGAAGCCCUGGUGAAUGCAUCUGUAGAUGAUCUAUUCUACGUGCACCAGCGCGGGAAGAGAAUGGCUCUUUCCAACGUUGCAGUAUUCGGCGCAGCUUUUCUCACCCCUGUUGCUGCAGGUAAGAUCACACGGGAAUUGGGCUGGACCUGGACAUUCUACUUUAUCGCCAUUUUCUCGGCGGCAGCCCUCCCUUUGACAAUCUUCCUGGUUCCGGAGACAGCAUUUAGACGGCCAAAUUAUUUGGAUCCCAACUACGGGUCUGCGCGCACCCGAACAGAGAGUGGGCACCCAGGGUCCGAAGAUACAGGACUGCAAGAGCCAAAGCAGUCGCCAACCAGUAAUGGGGAGUCUUCACUCGACGUCGCUAGAGACGAGACGUCAAGACAAAAGGACAUUCCUGCCAAAGUUUCAUAUCUCCAAACGCUAAAAUUAUUCAAUGGACGAAAGACAGAUGAGGACUGGUGGAAGCUUCUACUGCGACCAUUUCCUCUAUUUUUCCAUCCUGCAGUCCUCUGGGCCUGCUUGAUCCAAGGCGUCAUCAUCGGAUGGACAGUUUUUAUCGGCGUUACCCUCGCGGCUAUAUUCAUGAGCGGCCCGCUGUGGUUUGCAGAGGACAAGACCGGAUACAUGUACACUGGGGCUUUCAUUGGCGCCAUGGUCGGACUCGUUUUGUCAGGGCUGCUGUCCGAUUCAAUGAAUCACCUCAUGAUCAAACUCAAUAAGGGAAGAUAUGAGCCCGAGUUUCGUAUCCUUCUCGUGAUAUUUCAGCUUAUAUUCUGCGCUAUCGGCUUGUACGGCUUCGGCAUUACCGCUAAUGAUGCGGCGCACUACGGCUGGUUACCUCCAGACAUAUUCUUCUGCUUUGUUGUCGUUGGAAUGGUAAUGGGCGCAGUGGCCAGCGCACUCUACAUCGUGGAUGCCCAUCCAAACAUUGUCAUCGAGGCAUUCACCUGCAUGUUGAUAUUCAAAAACAUCUUCAGCUUCGUGUUGACUUUUUAUACUUAUGACUGGCUUGUGGAAGCAUACGUCAAAAAACCAUUCAUGGCCAUCUCGAGCAUUCAGGUCGCGAUUUGUGCGCUGAGUAUUCCGAUGUAUGUCUUUGGCAAAUGGAAUCGCUCAUUCUUCGCACGCUAUGACAUUCUCAAGCUUCUGCGGUUGUGGUAG